AUGGUUAGGCAGAUUUUUGGUUUCAGUAAAAAAUUAUCCAAGAGCAAGAGGGAGCCCGAGAGGCAACGGGAUAAUAAAGGCUCAGAAGACAACAAUGAUAGUGAGCCAUCUGGUAACGACAGUGUGAGAUCUCAUGAUGUGAAUGAGGCAACAGCUUACGAUGACAGAUCAAGUAAAGUUGUGUCUUCACUUGGGUCUUCUGUAUUCUCCAAGAGUAAACUAACUUAUAGCACAGGUGGAACCUCUUCUAAUAUCAGUGGAAGCAGAAACAGUAAGAGACAUAUGACAGACAUUUCUGAGAGAUGUGACGGUAGUAGUGCAGAUGUCGGUAAACCUUUGAGAGUAGUGAACCUUGAGAAAUUUAAUUUGUUGAAUCCUGUUUUUGAAGAUGAGGGAAAUACGGAGGGAGAUUCAACAGUAGAUGAUACAAGUAAUACUAAUGCGUCCUUCACAACAUAUGCAGGAAAUGCAUCAUCAGACACUGCCUCUCGAUCUCUAGGGUCAUUAGAGCAACUUAAUAGUGAACUCUGUAUUUUGGAGGAUAAUCUAGUGACCCUAAUGGAUGACAUUCAUCAGAACGUCACAAAUAUCUCAAAGGCAGUUAUUCAAGCCAUUGAAUACUUCAAAAAAUUUCUACCACAUAGUACCGAUAGAUUACCAUUCAAGGUAACAUUCGACAGAUUCCCCUCUUUAAGAUGUAUUACAAAAAUAGUGCUGCAUUUUUCAGAUAAUCUCCUCAGUUCGGAAGUGUUUAGCAAUUCAAGAUCAAUUUUAUUAAGAAGGUAUUUACAUUUCCUGAAAAAACUAAAUAUUGUGAUAUCAGAUGAAGCUGGAUCUGGGUCAGGUAUUCUUCCCUGCUUGUCUAACUUCUGCAUAGAUUCUGAACAAAAUCUUCCGAACAUAGAAAAUAUAGAAAAAAUAAUAGAAGAAAUCUCGAAGUCGGACCCGGGAUCCAUUUCUGAUCAGGAUGGUGCUUUCGUUGCACCUAUAAUGAGAGGCCUCAGCCGAAAAGUUGGUAUAUUAACAGUCAUGUUCGGUAUACCGAAUCCACAACAAGAACAUUUCGACAUCGUGAAGGCGUUAUAUACUUUGUUUCCUGAUGUUCACUUCUUCUGUGCCAAAGACUACAUCAAACCGUGUGCAGAUAUCCUCCAAAGUCAUAUUCCAACUCCAAUGGAAUCACACCUCUCCGCACCUGAGAAAACCAUGUCUUUUCAUUUCGAGCCUCCGUACAGACUAGCAGUUGACGCCGAAAGGCCUCCUAUCUCAAUGUCACUAUCAUCAGACAAUAGCUCAAAAAUGACAGGAACGCUGGGUGGUUAUUUGUUUCCUCAAAUUGAAAAGGGCUCCAAGCUGUCACAGUUUGCAGGAGCUUCCUUUGCUAUCACUUGCUCUCACGUUGUUUUGUCAGAAUCGCAUGAUUACCCAUAUGUUUCAAUACCUUCAAAAGUUUUGCAGACAGCUUACAAAAACACUCUAUUGGAAGAGGCAAGAAGAUACCCUAAGCAUUCGAAGGAAGAAAGUGCAUUUAUCGAUGAGAGCAGUCGAAUAGAGAAUAAUAUCAAAUGGCAAGAAGAGAACAAAUUCGGUCAAGUUGUGUGGGGUGAGAGAUCAAUUAUAAAUCAAAAACUCUCUGAUUUUGCAAUCAUAAAAGUUAAUUCCAAAUACAAAUGUGAAAAUUGUUUAGGACUUGGUCUCUCCUCAGUCCCCGAUCCUACUUUGAAAUUUCAAAAUUUGUUCAUAAAAGAAAAAAUCUUGAAAUUGAAAUCUGGCAUGCGCGUAUUCAAAAUAGGUGCUUCGACAAACUAUACUUCAGGGGAGGUCAAUGCGGCGAAAUUGGUUCAUUGGGCCGACGGCAAAUUACAAAGUAGCGAGUUCGUCGUUUCUUCACCACUACCUCUAUUUGCAAGUGCUGGUGAUUCAGGCUCUUGGAUUUUGACCAAAUUAGAAAAUCAGCUAGGGCUAGGUGUUGUAGGAAUGCUGCAUUCAUAUGACGGAGAACAGCGACAGUUCGGAUUAUUCAGCCCAAUAGGAGACAUAUUGGAGCGUUUGCACGAUGUUACAGGGGUAUUAUGGGACAUUGACCCACAAAUUGAGUAG
Messenger RNA from Zygotorulaspora mrakii, 2100 nucleotides. RefSeq names its product Ssy5p (gene SSY5). The record is from RefSeq and is a predicted model, not a curated record. Bases 1 to 2100 code for a protein of 699 amino acids. The transcript has a single exon. NCBI's taxonomy places the organism in Eukaryota, Fungi, Ascomycota, Saccharomycetes, Saccharomycetales, Saccharomycetaceae.